AUGACUUCUAGUUUUGAAAUUGUUUUUGCUGUUCCAAUGGAAUGUAAUGCAUGUGUUGAUUCAGUUGCCAACAAAUUGAAAGAUUUAACCGGAAUCUCUAAAUUUGAUAUCAAUUUAAAAAAGAAUUUGGUAACUACUGAAGGUAAUGAACCACCAAGUGAAAUUGUUAAAGCUAUACAAAGUACUGGACGAGAUGCAAUAAUAAGAGGUACUGGUAAACCAGAUUCUGCUGCUGUUUGUAUAUUAGAAUCAUUUGAUCCAAAAGAUAUUAAACAACCAGUUAAAGGAUUAGCUAGAAUUGUUGGAGUUUCACCAUCCGAAAUUUUUAUUGAUUUAACCGUCAAUGGAUUAACAAAGGGUACAUAUUAUCCAUCAAUUCGUCAAUCUGGUAAUUUAUCACAAGGUGCAUUAUCUACUGGUGAAUCAUUUUAUAUUUUAGAUCCAAUUGAAGUUAAUAAACCAAGUACAUUUUCAACUACAAUAGAUUCAUUAGGUGCAUUUUCAAAUACUACAGAUAAAUUAUUUUCAGGUCAAUCUUUUUUAUAUGCUAAUUUAAAGAUAUCAGAUUUAAUUGGUAGAUCAAUUAUAUUAUCAAAAUUAAGAGAUGAAAUUGCAACAGAUUCAUUAUGUGGAGUAAUUGCAAGAUCAGCAGGAGCAUGGGAAAAUGAUAAACAAGUAUGUUCAUGUAGUGGUAAAACAGUAUGGGAAGAAAGAAAAGAUGCCAAAUCAAAAGGUAUUCAUAUAUAA
Molecule: messenger RNA, 747 nt
Organism: Insectozyma verbasci
Lineage: Eukaryota; Fungi; Ascomycota; Pichiomycetes; Serinales; Debaryomycetaceae
Source: the annotation of a GenBank genome assembly